This is a messenger RNA of Ectocarpus sp. CCAP 1310/34, 2575 nucleotides long. The record is from the annotation of a GenBank genome assembly. Lineage: Eukaryota; Phaeophyceae; Ectocarpales; Ectocarpaceae.
GUAGCUUCUAGGUAUCUCCACCCGGGCCGCCUGUAAAGGACGAGGCCGCUGGAGAAACGGCCAAAUGGAUCUCCCCGGAUGCUUGGCUUCCGAUGUCAUGGUGGCCACGACACAAGAACCCACGGUGAUGGAGGGGAUGCGAUGCCAACCCCAGCCAGCAGGGCAGCCAGCCUCCAUGGCAACACCUGCGGAGGCGGCGGUGGAGGCAGCCGCUCCGCGACAAACUUACAAGAGCUGCACCUUCUGUGCCAAACGGAAGCGUGCCUGCGAUAGCCAGAAACCUCGAUGCAGGGUCCUUUGCAUCGAGAAGAAUCAGCCGCACUGCCACUACCCGUUGAAGCCGUUGCUGAAGCGGGCAGCAGCAAAGCCAACGGCGGCGCGACGGCUGUCCUCCUCGUCCUCUUCGUCUUCCGACUGCUCCAUUUCCUCGGGAGAUGCCAGUAAGGCCAAGCGGCUGGCCGAAGCUCCCGAAGUUGCUUCGUAUGGUACGGGGGGCGUGCUAGCGACCGUCGACACCCGGAGCAUGCCGACUGUGCGGGGUCGCAUGUCUCUCAAGAGGUGCCGGCUGAGCUCGUCGCCGGCUACAGGUCUCGUGGGCAUGCCGGAGAACGGUUUCUUGUGCGACUUCUUCGGGUGCUUGGGUAUCCUUCCCCUCACGACCGAGAGCACUGUUCGCAACGCGAUGGUGGAGGUCAUGAUGCGGCAGUGCGGCGGCCAGGUGUACUCCGGAACCGGUGGCUCCGGGAUGGAAGGACUGGCCGAGGAUGAGGAGAAGGGCUGGCGUGGCGGUGGGGCGUUGGCUCGUCGCCAUACUCUACCGGACCAUCCAGCCAAGUGCAUGAUGUGGUGCGCAAUCGCGCUGGGGGCGCUCAUGAGGGGUGUUCCGGUUGAGCGUGUGACGGGGUACGUCCAGUUGGCGCGGGAGUCUCUGGCUGAUUGCUUUGACGGGAGAAGCGUCGAACACGCCAGAGCCUACCUCAUCGUGUCCUUCUUGCACCGCGGAAAGAACGAGCGCUAUAUGUCUUUGGCCGUGAAUAUUGCUUCCAAGCUUCGACCAGAGGACGUGCCAAAGGAACUGUGGCUAAUGCUGAUGACCACGGACAACUUGAGGGUGUCCGCGUGUAACCCGCAACCAGGGGACGAUCUCAGCACUUCCUGCGACGAGGCUCUGGAGCUACCCCAGGUGCGGGAGGCUCAACACCCCUUGACGCCGACGGACGUCAGCAACGUGUUCCUUGCGGCGGACAGCCUGCUCAGUCAGGCAUUCGUUGCUGACAUGACGUCGGCAGGAGCGAUUACUGCAUCGGGAAGAGGCGCGGCACCCCACGAGGAGAAUGGGGAGCCUGCUCUCGGCGACUCCUACCGAGAGCUCGGAGGCGGUGGGGUGAUGGAGGAGGGUGGCAAGCAAGUGCGGAGUGCGGGCGUGGCCUGUGAUGACGAGGAGCUAGCCAACAGGUUGCACCGUGAACCAGACGUGCCCCCGACGGGACCCGCUAUGAAGCGCUUCGCCCGGGAGGCUCUGCCAGAGAUGACGAGCUUGGCGAAGACGCUGGAAAGGUUUGUUCCGACACGUGCUCGGGCGUCGGUGGUGUUCUCUAUCACGGGAGACAACGUGGCCUACAUGCGGGCUGUUGCCGGCGAGCUGGUCAAGGCGUUCGAGUCUCUCGAGGCCUGCGUAGACGUAGUGCUGCGCUACCCCGGCCUCGUCCGUUUCAGGCGUACGUCUCAUUUGAUACACUGCAUGCUCGCUGCGAGCCACUUUUUCAAUCGGCGAGACAUGUACGACGCCAUGAGGGGGGUGUACAACUCCGUGGGUCCGAUGGGGUAUCCACAAGUUCCACCCUACGAAGAAUGGAGGACGAUUCGUCAGGUCUGCCCCCACAUCUUAUGCAGUUUUCGUACUGACCUAUUGCCUCCCCGGUGUUCUAAUGUAUUCGGUGUUUUCCGGCGGAUUCGCCCACACUCUUUUGUCGCCCCGGUUAAAAGAUCGAUGGAGGUGGAACGUCUCCAACGGUAUGGCGAGGGACCUGUACAGACAAACGCCGCUUCUGAGGAACUGGUGAUGUCUGAAGCUUUAUCCGGCUCGAUUACGUCUCCCCUCAGCGGAGCGGACACUAAGAGCAGUGGCGCGCCCCCAGGAGGGCUGGCAAGCGAGGAGCAGGGGUCGCUAGCGCCGACGAGAGCCAUAGGUGGCACUGCCGUGUCAUCACCGCUCCCCGAAUUUUCGCACACCUUGGCAACAUUCGUGCCAGACGGCGGUAGGAACGACGAUGCGGCUGCUAGAGACAUGCCGUUGCAACCUGGGCUGGUGGCGACUGCCAUGCCCAUCCCGGAGCCGGUAUACUCUGCAAAGGGUGAAGCCGGCGGUGUUCGGCGUGCCGACUGGUCGGGUGCGGCCGCUACCGGCGGGCAGCCGCGCAGUGGCACUGGCGCUCGCGCUCCAGACAGCCCAAAGAUCGGGUUCGAGUGGUGGGGAGGAGACGUGGUGUCAGGGGAGGCGGAGAUGAACAUGACUGACGCGGAUCUGUUGGAUAUCGCGGCAGUGUUCGCGAAUGACGAGGGGCUUCUGGAAGAG